AUGGGCACGGAGUACUUUCAGGGUCAGGGAUAUCCGUGGCGUCGGGGGAGAUGGUGGUUCCAGGACCCCGGGUUGCGAAAGCUAUACUUCCUCAUUUUCAUUGCGAUCUUGAGUUCGGCUACCAAUGGGUAUGAUGGAUCGAUGAUGAAUGGGCUGCAGGCCCUGACUUAUUGGAAAACUUAUUUCAAAAACCCCAAUGGAUCUCGCCAAGGACUUCUCAACGCGAUUCAAUCUGUAGGAUCUGUUUGCUCUCUACCACUUGCGCCGAACUUGGCAGACUGGAUUGGCAGAAAGUACAGUAUUUUCAUUGGAAGUCUUAUCGUGGCUCUUGGAGCAGGCCUUCAAUCUGGAGCAACAGACACUGGAAUGUUCAUCGCUGGAAGAUUCUUCAUCGGACUUGGCUCAGGAAUUAACGGUAUCGCCAGUCCCCUGCUCAUCACAGAACUAGCGCACCCCAACGAACGAGGAAAGAUCACCGCAACCUACAACACCUUCUAUUAUUUCGGCUCAACAAUCGCAGCAUGGACAACCUACGGGACGUUGCAAAUCUCCAGCAAUUGGUCGUGGAGACUGCCCAGCUUGUUGCAAGUCGCACCAAGCGCUUUCCAACUCUGUUUCCUCUGGUUCCUGCCGGAAAGUCCGAGAUAUUUGAUCUCGAAAGAUCGACAGGAAGAAGCGAUGAGGGUCAUGGCCAAGUAUCAUGCUAAUGGCAACAUUCAUGAUGAGGUUAUUAUGUUUGAAUUUGCUGAGAUAAAGGAAGCUCUCAAAGAAGAGAAGAUUAAUUCUAAGGGCAGGUACAUGGACUUGAUCAAUACUUCUGGAAAUCGAAGGCGUCUUUUCAUUUGUCUCUGCUGCGGAUUCUUCUCCCAGAUGUCCGGAACGAGUCUCACUGGCUACUAUUUGAGCAAAAUUCUCUCAGACAUCGGUAUCACCAAUCCACAAUUCCAAAACCGGCUCAACGGCAUCAUCGGCGUAACAAACUGGAUCGAAGCCAUUUGUUUCGCUCUCCUCGUGGAUCGGGUUGGUCGUCGACCGCUGUUCCUCACCUCCGCUUCGGGCAUGUGCUGUACGUUCGCGACUUGGAUUGCUUUGACUGCUGUGCAGAAUCGGACUGGAGCUGCUGGACCCGGAAAAGGCGUUAUUGCCAUCAUUUUCUUCCAUAAUUUCUUCUAUAAUCUAUGCUGGGUCUCAUUGAACGUCGCAUAUCCCUGCGAGAUCCUACCGUACAGACUGCGUGCGAAUGGUCUUAUGAUUCAAUCUUUGGCGACGAAUGUGAUGUUGUUCUUUAACCAAUAUGUCAAUCCAAUUGGUAUCGAGCAUGCAAGUUGGAGAUACUACUUUUUGUUUGAAGGAACGCUUCUUCUACAGCUGGUCACGGUGUAUUUCUUCUUCAUCGAGACGAAAGGCGCAACGCUCGAAGAGAUCUCUCGUACUUUCGAUGGCGAGGAUGCCGUGGAGGAGAUGAAAGUGCGUGCCUUGGUGACGGAGAAGGCUGAUAUCGUAGAGCAGGUUGAGAAUUUGGACAAUAGGGGACAGAACACUAGUACUGUGGGCCAGAAAAGGGAUUAA
This is a messenger RNA of Mollisia scopiformis, 1569 nucleotides long. RefSeq names its product putative transporter. The transcript is spliced from 9 exons. Bases 1 to 1569 code for a protein of 522 amino acids. Gene Ontology annotation, molecular function: carbohydrate:proton symporter activity. Lineage: Eukaryota; Fungi; Ascomycota; Leotiomycetes; Helotiales; Mollisiaceae. The record is from RefSeq and is a predicted model, not a curated record. Gene Ontology annotation, cellular component: membrane. Gene Ontology annotation, biological process: transmembrane transport; carbohydrate transport.